This is a messenger RNA of Humulus lupulus (European hop), 3503 nucleotides long. Its product is annotated as probable LRR receptor-like serine/threonine-protein kinase At1g56140. Lineage: Eukaryota; Viridiplantae; Streptophyta; Magnoliopsida; Rosales; Cannabaceae. The transcript is spliced from 23 exons. Bases 111 to 3248 code for a protein of 1045 amino acids. Gene Ontology annotation, molecular function: protein kinase activity; protein binding; ATP binding. The record is from RefSeq and is a predicted model, not a curated record. Gene Ontology annotation, biological process: protein phosphorylation.
CUCUCCUACUUAUGUUAUUUCAUUCUCCUCUUUGAGUUUAUUCCAAUAGUUUUCAUAUUAUUAAACCUAGGCACCAGUUGGUUGGGUUGUGACUCAGAAAAACUAAGCUCAUGUCUGGAGCUUCUUCAUCUUCACCAGCUGGAGCUGCUUUUACUGUUUUCACUUUCUUUGUUGCAAUUAUCUUUGUUCUUGUUCCUUUUGCAAGAGCCCAGAAUGGAACUCAACCCACUACUGAUCCCUCUGAAGUGAGAGCUUUGAAUUCUAUUUUUAACCAAUGGAAGAUAAAGGCUAACACCCAACAAUGGAAUACAACUGGGGACCCGUGCAGUGGUGCCGCCGUAGACAACUCCAGCUUCGUCGAUGUCACUUUUAACCCCUUUAUCAAAUGCGUCUGCUCUUUCAACAAUAACUCUCUCUGCCACAUUACUCAACUGAAAGUUUAUGCACUGGAUGCUGAUGGUCCAAUUCCAGAAGAGCUAUGGAGUCUGACCUUCCUCUUCGAUCUGAAUUUGGGCCAGAAUUUCUUGACAGGCUCUCUUUCUCCAUCAAUUGGAAACCUCACUAAGAUGCAAUACUUGAGCUUUGGCAUAAAUGCAUUAUCAGGGGAGGUGCCAAAGGAAUUGGGACAACUUACUGAGCUAUUAAGUUUGUCCUUUGGAUCGAACAACUUCUCUGGUCCUCUGCCACGUGAAUUAGGGAAUUUAAAAAAAUUAACACAACUUUACAUUAAUAGUGCUGGAGUUAGUGGCGAGAUACCUUUGACAUUUGCAAAUCUUCAAAGCUUGGAAACAUUUUGGGCAUCAGACAAUGAAUUCACAGGAAAGAUACCUGACUUCAUAGGAAAUUGGACAAAUCUUAAUACAUUGAGUCUUCAAGGAAACUCUUUUGAAGGACCUAUACCAUCAACAUUCGCAAAUCUAACUUCUCUAACAGACUUGCGGUUAAGUGAAAUAUCUAAUGUAAGUUCUUCUCUUGCAUUUAUCAAGGAUAUGAAGUCUCUAAGUACCUUAAUACUUAGGAACAACAAUAUCACUGGUACAAUUCCAUUGAAUAUCGGAGAGCUCCAACAGUUACAACAACUAGAUUUGAGCUUUAACAAGUUAAAUGGACAGAUUCCAGACUCUCUUUUCAACAUUAGCUCGCUCUCUCAUCUGUUUCUUGGAAAUAAUAGCCUAAACGGAACCCUGCCUCAACAAAGAAGUACAUCUCUUCUCAAUAUUGAUCUGUCAUACAAUAAUCUAAUGGGGAGCAUUCCUUCUUGGGUCAACAAUCAAGAAGGUCUACACGUUAACUUGGUUGGCAACAACUUUACAAUGAAUAGCUCAAACAACAGUCCUCUUCUUGUAGGUUUGAACUGUCUUCAAAAGAAUUUCCCCUGCGGUCUAGGCCGUCCCAUAUAUUAUAACUUCGGAAUUAACUCUGGUGGUUUGGAAAUUACAUCUUCUGAUAAAAUUUUGUAUGAAGAGGAUGUUGAGGCUUUGGGUGCAGCUACACAUUUUGUCACCAGCAGCAACAGAUGGGCAGUGAGCAAUGUUGGAGCUUUUGCAGGAAACAAUAAUGCUACCUAUAGAGGUUUUUCAUCAUCUCAAUUCAGAAAUACUCUAGAUCCAGAACUAUUCCAGACAACAAGGCUAUCUGCUUCAUCAUUGAGAUACUAUGGUCUGGGGCUUGAGAAUGGUAACUACACUGUCAAACUCCAGUUUGCAGAAAUUGCUAUACUGAGUUCUCGCAGCUGGAAAAGCGUUGGCAGGCGUGUAUUUGAUAUUUAUAUCCAGGGAAUUCGAGUUUUAAAAGAUUUUGACAUAAAAAAGGAGGCUGGUGGACUCUCUUUUAGAGCAGUAGAGAGAGAAUUUACGGCUAAUGUUUCACAGAACUUCCUUGAAGUCCACCUCUUUUGGGCUGGAAAAGGAACUUGUUGUAUACCUGCUCAAGGUACUUAUGGGCCUUCCAUUGCAGCAAUCAGUGCCACCCCAAAUUUUACACCCACUGUCAGUAACAAAUCCCCAAGCACUAAGAAGAACCAUACAGGUCUGAUCGUGGGAAUUGUUGUCGGAUUUGCUGUUUUAAGCGUUUUGUGUGUGUUAGUGGCAAUCUACAUUGCUCAACGAAGAAAGAGAGCUCAAAUGAAUGAAGAGUUCUUGGGAAUGGAUGUUAAACCAUUCACUUUCAGCUAUAGCGAACUAAAGACGGCUACCAAUGAUUUCAAUUCUACUAAUAAGUUGGGAGAGGGGGGAUUUGGACCUGUCUACAAGGGAACGCUUGAAGAUGGAAGAGUUGUCGCGGUGAAGCAACUGUCUGUGACUUCUCAUCAAGGAAAGAGCCAGUUUGUUGCUGAAAUCGCCACAAUAUCUGCUGUGCAACAUCGUAACCUGGUCAAAUUGUACGGAUGUUGUAUUGAGGGAGAUAAAAGACUUCUUGUUUACGAGUACCUAGAAAACAAGAGUCUUGAUCAAGCAUUAUUUGGUGUGUGGAUAACAAUAUUGUUUGUUUGUUUGUAUAAAUCCAAGCAAAUAAUACCAAAUAAAUUUAAAAAUGUCUGUGGCUGUCAUGUAUCAGGGAAGCAUAGUUUGAAGCUGGAUUGGUCAACACGUUUCGACAUUUGCAUGGGCGUAGCAAGAGGUCUAACUUAUCUUCAUGAGGAGUCGCGGCUUAGAAUUGUACACAGAGAUGUCAAGUCCAGCAACAUUCUGCUUGACUAUAAUCUCAUCCCCAAAAUAUCAGAUUUUGGUUUGGCUAAACUUUAUGAUGAUAAACAGACUCAUAUAAGUACACGAGUUGCUGGAACAAUUGGUUAUCUUGCACCAGAAUACGCCAUGCGCGGCCACCUUACAGAGAAAACCGAUGUCUUUGCAUUUGGAGUUGUGGCUCUAGAGCUUGUUAGUGGCAGGCCAAAUUCUGACUCUACUCUAGAUGAAGAAAGAAUGUACCUUCUUGAAUGGGCUUGGGAUUUGCAUGAACAAGGCCGUGAACUCGAACUGGUGGAUUCAGAACUAUCAGAUUUCGAGGAGGAAGAAGUGAAGAGAAUCAUUGGAGUGGCUUUACUAUGCACUCAAACCUCACCAACAGUGCGUCCACCUAUGUCCAGAGUGGUGGCAAUGAUUUCAGGAGACAGUGAUGUGAGCACUGAAAUUUCAAGGCCUGGUUACUUGGCUGACUGGAAAUUCAAUGAUGUCAGCACUCUAAUGAGUCAGAUUGCAAAAGGGACCAAUUCUAGCUUUUAUGACUCGUGUGCGAGCACAAGUGUUUAACGCCCAAAAUUUGACAACCACUAAGCGGUGGUUGUAGUAUAAUCGGGCGGUCGAUCCACAAGGAGGUAGCCUAAAAUAAAAAAAUUAGUAGAAAAUAACACAAAAAGUUAGUAACAAGAAUUAAAUAAAAUUGUAAAUGGAAAGAGGUUUGAGAUUUUGGUAUUGUAUUUUUUUGAUGAAAUGAUAAAGUGAGAUAGGUGAGAUAAAUGUAACAUGUAAUCAAGAGUUUGAGAAAUAGAAAGGUUUCAAGAAUCA